UCGGGGCCGCGCACCGCCGCCCCGGACCCGCAGAGGAGCCGCGUGCCUCCGCCGAGGCCCGACGCCGGCUCGAAGCCCGAGGCGGCGCCGCCGCCGGUGCCCAGCACGCCCCGGCCCAUCGCCUCCAGCCUGCACAACCGGGGCUCGCCGCCGGUGCCGGGGCUGAGCCGGCAGCCCAGCUUGGGGCCCUCGCCCCCGCCCUUCCCGGGCAGCCGGGGCUCGGGCUCGGCCGCGCCCCUCCGGCAGCCGGGCCCCGGCGCGGCGUCCCCCUUCUCG
Molecule: messenger RNA, 276 nt
Organism: Pyrgilauda ruficollis (rufous-necked snowfinch)
Lineage: Eukaryota; Metazoa; Chordata; Aves; Passeriformes; Passeridae
Product: WAS/WASL-interacting protein family member 1-like
Exons: 1
Source: RefSeq, a predicted model, not a curated record